AUGUCUCCCAUGAUAUCCGACGGACCCGCAAUGGUCCUCUCUCCUCCUCAGGACCAUGCCUUCGGUCAAUUCCCUUCAGCUUUGCCUUUUGCCGCAAACACUACCCUUCCCAAUCCAGUUCCCUCGAAGCCCUCGCGCAAGAGGUCGCGUGACGAUGCCGGUUUUGAAGAGGCGAUGAAUGCCGCUGCCUUCGAGCCUCCUGCGCCUGUUCCCGCUCCCAAACCCGUAGAAGAGCCCAUUUAUGGCGAGGGUAUGGUGCUGCUGAACCCUCGUACCGGAAUGGCUGUGUCCGCGGAGAGUCAGACGGGUACUUGGUAUGAAGAGAAAGUUGAACAAUCAGCCGCCGCUGCACCGCCGGUUUUCUCGAGAUUCCAGACUGGUAUGUCUUCUGGUGUCCAGGGUCGCAAGUCUCAGCGCCUGGAUCCUACCGCGCCCGGAUUAGACGAUAUCGCGCUUUCUUCGAUGCAAAAACGCCUGCAAAACACGACUGACGACAGCCGCUCAAGCCCUUCGCACCAAGAACCCCUGGUUGACGACGCGACUCGCCUUCUCGGUAUCAGUUGGCAACGGAUUAACGUUAGUGACGACGACGAUAUGGCCCCUGCCGUGCGCGGUUGGAAGAAGUACAUCAACAACCAAUACUCGAAUUACCUCCAAAACUGUCAGAUCUUGAUGAAGAGUCGCGCUCUGAACGCGUUCCUCGUCGCGGCGCAGCCGGUGGCCCCAGCGUUCGGCACCGUCACCAACUCGCCUGCCUACUUCCUCUUCAGCGACGACCUCGACCAAGCCCGUCUCGUUGGCUCGACCUGGGAAGCCUGUGUUCAGAAUCUCCAAUCAUCACCCAUACUCUUUGAAGGAGCUGAGACGCUCCAAGCAAAGGACAAGCGUUCGGACAACGGGUCCAUGCAAGCACCCCUCGGGACGAACACCAUGGAAGCUGGAGUGCCUCUUCUUCAGUCUCUUUCCGCUCAGCCACAGCCAGCCGGUAAUGCUGGGGUUGGGGGAUUGAACGGUGGUGUGGGAACGGGGAUGGAGAUCGAUUCGUAA
Messenger RNA from Aspergillus chevalieri, 1047 nucleotides. RefSeq lists its product as uncharacterized. The transcript has a single exon. NCBI's taxonomy places the organism in Eukaryota, Fungi, Ascomycota, Eurotiomycetes, Eurotiales, Aspergillaceae. The record is from RefSeq and is a predicted model, not a curated record. Bases 1 to 1047 code for a protein of 348 amino acids.